Contarinia nasturtii (swede midge) is the source of this 3240-nucleotide messenger RNA. Its product is annotated as serine/threonine-protein kinase 32A. The record is from RefSeq and is a predicted model, not a curated record. Gene Ontology annotation, biological process: protein phosphorylation; regulation of signal transduction; G protein-coupled receptor signaling pathway. The transcript is spliced from 11 exons. The coding region runs from base 1396 to 2781 and encodes 461 amino acids. Gene Ontology annotation, molecular function: G protein-coupled receptor binding; ATP binding; G protein-coupled receptor kinase activity. NCBI's taxonomy places the organism in Eukaryota, Metazoa, Arthropoda, Insecta, Diptera, Cecidomyiidae.
AACUGGAACAAGCUGUUAAAUCGCAUCGUCUCGAUUUUCGAUAUCGUUUGGUAUUUUUGUGUCAAAAAUACGUAAAGUAAAGAAAAUGUGGUGCAAAGUGACUUUGAUUUAAAAAUUUGUUUUUCAUCCGUUGUAUUCGAACGAAGUAGCAAACAACGGCUGCAGCUGUAUACAAACAUUGUUUUGAAACUGUCCAGAUAAUAAAAAAAAUAAAUAUUUAGUUUGUUUUAUUUUUGUUUAUGUUUUCGUCACCGGAAUAAAGUCAUUUGAAUACUUUUUAUCGAAACAUUUGCUGUGGGCGUGUACAUUUUACAAUAAAAUUGUUAUCAGAUAUAAUUGUCAGUAGUGGUUAGUGCAACAGAAAUGUGUUACAGAAAUAGUUCGGUCAAAAAAUUUAAGAAAAAAUAAUCUUAAGAAAUUACAAAAUACUCGUGCAUGAAAUGAAACUAAAAAAAAAAACGAAAUAGAAUUAAAACAAAUAAAGGAAUGGAGAGAGAAAAAGUGUGUGUAUGUACAUGAGAAAAGAUAGUCUGAAUUAUAAAAUGAUGGAAAACCGAUUCAACUUUUCGGUAUAAAAUCUUGAAAUUGUUUACACUUUCCGCUCCCUAGACUCGAGCGCACAAAUAUUGUUCAAUUAAUAGGAACAUAUUUAUUCAAAGCAAGUGUUGCAAAUUAUAUUGAGAGUCCAACGGUAACGUGUUGCUUAGCCACCUCUCUUCUAUUACCCGGUGUGCGCAAACGAGUGGUAUUUUUUUUAAAAAGGUGGAAUGGAAAAUUCGUUCGAAUAAAAAAACAAAUUGAAAAUGUUAUGCUCUUUAUUAUAAAUAGAAAACGCGGACGCAAAGGCAUUCUAGCGUAUUUAUUAUUCUGUUUAUUGUUUAAAGAGAAACAAAGCAAGAGCUGAAUACUUAUUGAUUUUAUGCGAUGAACAAAUAAAAACAUCGUAAUUUCAUACGGUUAUAAACGAGAGAAAGAAAGUGGGUGUGUGAGAGGGAGAGAAAAGCAAAUUAAUGUUCGGAGAGAGUGAGCAGACAGCCAUAAAAAGACACAGUUCCGAAAGUAUUGUGCUAUUGUUUUUGUUGUUUAGAAUUUCAUUUGUGUUACUAUUAUUCCGAAGCAUUGUAGUCGAGGCGCUUUCAGUUUCGCUACAAUUAACACUCGGCGAACAAAGUGGUAUCAUCGCUGCUGCAACUGCAACUGUAUUGGUGGGCAACAUGUAAGGAGUGGAUAAAACAUCUAAGCCAAUAAUACUCUUUGCUUCAAGACGACAGUCGUUAGAUACAUCAAUCUUAGUUUGAAAUACAGAAACCAGCAAGUGGUGUGAGGAAGAGAGAUUGAGAGAGGGUGAGGAGUGGAGAAAAAGGAAUAAUCAGAAAAAUCGAUUUAAAAAGAGCUAUGGGUGCGAAUUCAUCGCGUACGUGUGCCGCUUCACUCUCAGACGAUGAUGUGAAUUUCGAUUCAUUUCAAAUAUUGAGGGCUAUUGGGAAAGGUAGUUUCGGUAAGGUGUGCAUUGUGCAGAAACGGGAUAGCGGUCGAUUAUUCGCCAUGAAAUAUGUGAGUCGUGGUGUUUUAGAUGGCAAAGGUGCUUUAGGUGGUGUAAUUAAAGAAGUUGAAUUACUAUCGUCGCUCGAACAUCCUUUCCUAGUCAAUUUAUGGUUUUCAUUUCAAGAUGAAGAGGACUUAUUUAUGGUAUGCGAUUUAUUAACGGGUGGUGACUUACGUUAUCAUUUGAUGCAACAGGUGGAAUUUUGUGAAAAAAGCGUAUCGCUAUUGGUGUGCGAACUUGGUUCAGCGCUCGAAUAUUUACGACAUCAACGUGUUAUUCACAGGGAUUUAAAGCCAGAUAACAUUUUAUUGGAUGAGGAAGGUCACGCUCAUCUAACAGAUUUCAAUAUAGCAACUCGUUUACAAAGUGAUGGAUUCGCUUGCAGUAUGUCUGGGACAAAACCGUACAUUGCGCCGGAAAUUUUUAUGGUAGCCUUGGAUGAAAUGGCUGGCUACUCGUAUCCGGUUGAUUGGUGGUCGCUUGGAAUAGUUGCAUAUGAAAUGCGUGCUGGUAGCCGACCCUUUGUUAUUCACUCAACCACACCAAUAGAUGAAGUCAGAGAUAUUUUGUUUACAGAGCCAUUAUUUCCAAGACAAUGGAGCACAAAUUUCAUUGAACUCAUACGAAAACUACUGAAUGUGAAUCCAGAUGAUCGAAUUAGUUCGCAAAUGGAAUUGUCACAUACACCAUUAUUACGUAACUUGGACUAUCAACAGAUUUUAAAAAAGGAUAUAACGCCACCAUUUAAACCACCAACUGAUCAUUUGAACUGUGAUCCAAGCUUGGAGCUGGAAGAAAUGAUAGUAGAAACAAAACCAUUGCAUAAGAAAAAUAAACGUUUAGCCAAACAAAGAUCAGCACAAAGAGAUUCGGCCGAAAGCAGUAAUGCCGAAAGUAAUUUUAUUAAAGAAUUUAUAGUUUAUAAUCGUUGUAAAGAACUUGAACGAAAGGCGAUGGAAUUGAAAGAAAAAGAAUGGCAAGAUGAAUUAAAUGCAUUAAUGGCCAAUUCAGAAGUUAAGAAUUUAUGUAGCAUUAAAGAAGCGACCAAUGAACAAAUGCAACCACACGAGGAUAACAUUCAAAACGGACAAAAUCGAUUGAUUUCGGCUAAAUCAAUCAAAGCAGUGGUACAACAAAUAACCGACGAAACAAUUACGAAAAGCAUUCAAGCACCAACCGCGAUUGAUUGUGACACCAUUGAUUUUAUUGAUCGAACACCGUCACCAAAAGCAUAGCGCGUAUCUCUUACAUCACAUCACACUCAUCAACAUACAAGCAAAUUUACCGAUGAGAUUACCGAUUUUAAAUACAACAUAUUUCUAUUUGAUGCGAUACUAUUGAUGUCCCGAAAGCUUAUCCAAACAAUUACUACGUAUACUUUUAUCUACUGCAAGUACCAAUUUGAAAAUCUUAUGCAUUAUUUUGACUGAAUCCGUAUCUCAAAAAUAAAAAAAAAAUUGUAUAUACAUUAAAUUUAUAUUAGCGAAUAUUUGUAAUCGUGCAAUUGACUAUGUAAAAAUGUUUGCAAAAAACUAUUUUCGACUUUGUACAAUUUUAACGGAAUGUAUUUGGGAAAGAUCCCAACUGAACUUUACCCCCUCCCACACACAGAGCCUAUCACUUGUUCCUCUUUUUUUGAAUCAAAUACGUUUUAGCGACUGCUUCAGCAGCAUAAAUAAACUAUACGAAAUAAA